This is a messenger RNA of Dipodomys spectabilis (banner-tailed kangaroo rat), 2787 nucleotides long. Its product is annotated as vomeronasal type-2 receptor 116-like. Lineage: Eukaryota; Metazoa; Chordata; Mammalia; Rodentia; Heteromyidae. Bases 1 to 2787 code for a protein of 928 amino acids. Gene Ontology annotation, biological process: G protein-coupled receptor signaling pathway. Gene Ontology annotation, molecular function: G protein-coupled receptor activity. The record is from RefSeq and is a predicted model, not a curated record. The transcript is spliced from 8 exons. Gene Ontology annotation, cellular component: membrane.
AUGUCAGAGGCACAGACUUUGUGUGGACAUUUCACCAUGCACAGGACAUGGCAUCCUCUGAAGCAAUCUGGCUGCAUCAUCCCAGAUGGCUUUCAUGAAAAUAGUUUCUUGACACGGAUGCCAUUGAUGAACAGCUCCAGGGAAUACUUUACACAUAACUUCUGGGGACUCACAAGAGGCUUUCAUGAAAGCCAGAAUUUCAACAUGGCAGAUGCUUCAAGGAUGUACCUUUUGACUUUAACAAUCCUUCUCCAGCUUCCCCUCCUUGUCAGGUCCUUGGCUGGCACUAGCUGCUUUUCAACAAUGAAGCACCGAGCACACAUGGGUGGAGAUGUGAUGAUCGCUGGGUUUUUCCCUCUCUACACUUUGGGAAUGGAUGAUAGUAACAGCCAUGCUUCCAGCCAAGAAGAGAACAAACCGUCUAUCUUCAAGAACUAUCAGCUUAUUUUGGCCUUAGUUUUUGCUAUUGAGGAGAUCAACAAAAACCCUGAUCUUUUACAUAACUUGACUCUGGGAUUUGAUAUCUAUGAUGUUUACGUUGGAGCUCGGAGAAUAUUCAAGAAUCCCUUCAUUUGGCUCUUUGGAAAGUACAAGAUUCCAAACUACUCCUGUAUAAGAGACACCACAUCUGUAGCAGUACUUACAGGACCAUUAGGAAUAACAUCAGCCCAGAUUGGGACACUGCUAGACCUCUACAGAUUUCCACAGCUUACCUUUGGGCCUUUUGAUCAGGCCCUGAGUGACCAUAACAAGUUUCCUGCUCUCUAUCAGAUGGCACCAAAGGACACAUCAAUAGCCACUGCCAUGGUCUCCUUACUGCUUUACUUCAGCUGGAGCUGGGUUGGACUGUUGACCUCACAAGAUGAGAAUGGUUUGUGGGUUCUUGCUGAAUUGAAAGAAGAGAUGGCCAAGAACAGAGUUUGUGUAGACUAUGAGCUACUAAUCUCAAGCAAAGGACUGUCACAUAUAUUCAAAUUAAUGAAAGUUUAUAACCAGAUAAAUAAAUCUUCAGCAAAUGUCCUCAUCAUUUAUGGUGAUAAUGAAUCACUACUAGAUUUAAUUAUAUGUAUUGAGCAACUUUUAAUCAAAGGCAAAGUCUGUAUCAUGAACUCACAGUGGGAUUCAACCAUGAGAAAGAAGUAUUUCAUGCUAGGCUCAUUGCACGUACCUCUCAUUUUUUCACACCAUCAUGCAGAUGUUUCUGGAUUCACAGAUUUUAUCAAGGCAGUUAAGCCUGCCAAAUACCCAGAAGACUUUUUUCUUGCUAAGCUGUGGUUUCUCUUUUUUAAUUGCUCAGAUUCAGAGUCUGAAUGUGUAAUGUGGGAGAGCUGUUCUCAUGAUGCAUCUUUGGAUUGGUUGCCUGGGCAGGUUUUUGACAUGACUGUAUCUGGAGACAGUUACAAUAUAUACAAUGCAGUAUAUGCUGUGGCUGAGGCUCUCCAUAAGAUUCUUCUUCAUCAAACAGAAGUUCAAACAAUGGGAAAUGGAAAAGGGACUGUGCCUUCCCCUGCACAGCUUCACCCUUUCCUAAAGAACAUCCAAUUUUACAAUCCUUCUGGAGAUCAAGUGAUUUUGGAUGAUAAUAGGAAAUUGGAGCCACAGUAUGACAUUCUGAACAUUUGGAAUUUUCCAGAAGGUCUUGAACUUCAGGUUAAAGUAGGAAUGUUUUCUCCAUAUUCUCUACAUGGUAAUCAACUGUCUGUUUCUGAAGAUAUGGUAGAGUGGGCCACAGGAACUACUGAGACUCCUCGCUCUGUCUGCAGUGAGAGUUGUAGUCCUGGAUUUAGGAAAUCUCCUCAAGAGGGAAAAGCUGCCUGUUGCUUUGAUUGUAGCUCUUGCCCAGAAAAUGAGAUUGCAAAUGGGACAGAUAUGGACCAGUGUGUGAAAUGUGCGAAUCAUCAGUAUGCCAACACACAGAGAAACCAGUGCCUCCUGAGAACUGCAAGUUUCCUGGCUUUUGGAGAUCCCUUGGGCAUGGCUCUGGCUUGCCUGGCUCUCUGUUUCUCUAUGCUAACUGCUGCUGUUCUUGGAAUGUUUAUCAAACACCAUGACAACCCCAUUGUCAAGGCCAAUAACCGGACUCUCAGCUACAUCUUGCUCAUCUCCCUUAUCUUCUGUUUCCUCUGUUCCUUGCUCUUUCUUGGCCAUCCCAACACAGUCACCUGCAACCUGCAGCAGAUCACAUUUGGAAUUGUGUUCACUGUGGCUGUUUCCACAGUGUUGGCCAAAACAGUGACUGUGGUUCUGGCCUUCAAGGCCACUUCUCCAGGGAGAAGGAUGAGGUGGCUGCUGGUAUCAGGGGCUCCUAACCUCAUCAUCCCCAUCUGCACCCUCAUCCAGGUGGUGCUCUGUGGAGUCUGGCUGGGAACCUCUCCUCCCUUUGUGGACACAGAUGCACACUCUGAACAUGGCCACAUCAUCAUCCUGUGCAACAAGGGCUCCCUCACCGUCUUCUACUGUGUCCUGGGAUACCUGGGCUCUCUGGCCCUGGCCAGCUUCACUGUGGCUUUCCUGGCCAGGAACCUGCCUGACACCUUCAAUGAAGCCAAGUUCCUGACCUUCAGCAUGCUGGUGUUCUGCAGUGUGUGGCUCACCUUCCUGCCUGUCUGCCACAGUGCCAAGGGGAAGGUCAUGGUGGCUGUGGAGGUCUUCUCCAUCUUGGCCUCUGGUGCAGGGCUCCUAGGCUGCAUCUUUGCCCCAAAGUGCUAUAUCAUCUUGUUAAUGCCCAAUAGAAAUUCUUUGCAUGCUUUUAGGGAUAAAAGAAAACAAGCUCCUAGGGUUGAUUAG